AUGUCUCGCACCUCCGUCCGGGGAAUUCCUUCCUAUUACUUGUUCACAAAAAGACGAUCACGUCUCGCACCUCCCGUCCGAGGAAUUCCUUCCUAUUACUUGUUCACAAAAGACGAUCAUACGAUCAUGUCUCACCUCCCGUCCGAGGAAUUCCCUUCGUAUUACUUGUUCAAAAGACGAUCAUGUCUCCCUCCCGUCUGUGGAAUUCCUUCCUAUUACUUGUUCAAAAAGACGAUCAUGUCUCGCACCUCCCGUCCGAGGAAUUCCUUCCUAUUACUUGUUCAAAAAGACGAUCAUGUCUCGCACCUCCGUCUGUGGAAUUCCUUCCUAUUAUUUGUUCACAAAAAGACGAUCAUGUCUCUCGCACCUCCGUCCGGGGAAUUCCCUUCCUAUUACUUUGUUCACAAAAAAGACGAUCAUGUCUCGCACCUCCGUCCGAGGAAUUCCCUUCCUAUUACUUGUUCACAAAAGACGAUCAUGUCUCGCACCUCCCGUCUGUGGAAUUCCUUCCUAUUACUUGUUCACAAAAGACGAUCAUGUCUCGCACCUCCCGUCCGAGGAAUUCCCUUCCUAUUACUUGUUCACAAAAGACGAUCAUGUCUCCUGUCUGUGAUUCCCUCCUAUCUUGUUCACAAAAACGAAUUCCUUCCCGUCGAUUACUUGUUCACAAAGACGAUCAUGUCUCCUUUCCUCCCGUCUGUGGAAUUCCCUUCCUAUUACUUGUUCACAAAGACGAUCAUGUCUCGCACCUCCCGUCCGAGGAAUUCCCUUCCUAUUACUUGUUCACAAAAGACGAUCAUGUCUGAUCAUGUCUGUGGAAUUCCCGUCCUGUUCACAAAGACGAAUUCCCGUCCUUCCUUCCUAUUACUUGUUCACAAAAGACGAUCAUGUCUCCUCCGUCUGUGGAAUUCCCUUCCUAUUACUUGUUCACAAAAGACGAGGUCUCGCAAAUUCCCUUCGUAUUACUUGUUCACAAAAGACGAUCAUGUCUCACCUCCCGUCUGUGGAAUUCCUUCCUAUUACUUGUUCACAAAAGACGAUCAUGUCUCGCACCUCCCGUCCGAGAAUUCCUUCCUAUUACUUGUUCACAAAAGACGAUCAUGUCGAUCAUGGAAUUCCUUCCUAUUACUUGUUCACAAAAGACGAUCAUGUCCCGUCUCAAAUCCGGAAUUCCCUUCCUAUUACUUGUUCACAAAAAGACGAUCAUGUCUCGCACCUCCCGUCCGGGGAAUUCCUUCCUAUUACUUGUUCACAAAGACGAUCAUGUCCGCACCCCUUCCCUCAUGUCUGUGGAAUUCCUUCCUAUUACUUGUUCACAAAGACGAUCAUGUCUCGCACCUCCCGUCCGAGGAAUUCCCUUCCUAUUACUUGUUCACAAAAGACGAUCAUGUCUCGCACCUCCGUCUGUGGAAUUCCUUCCUCGAUCAUGUCUCGCACCUCCCGUCCGAGGAAUUCCCUUCCUAUUACUUGUUCACAAAAGACGAUCAUGUCUCGCACCUCCCCGUCCGGGGAAUUCCCUUCCUAUUACUUGUUCACAAAAGACGAUCAUGUCUCGCACCUCCCGUCCGAGGAAUUCCUUCCUAUUAUUGUUCACAAAGACGAUCAUGUCUCGCACCUCCCAUCUGUGGAAUUCCCUUCCUGUCCGUUCCAAAAGACGAUUCCUUCCCAUCCGAGGAAUUCCUUCCCUUCACAAAAAGACGAUCAUGUCUCGCACCUCCGUCUGUGGAAUUCCUUCCUAUUACUUGUUCAAAAGACGAUCAUGUCUCGCACCUCCGUCCGAGGAAUUCCUUCCCUAUUACUUGUUCACAAAAGACGAUCAUGUCUCGCACCUCCCGUCUGUGGAAUUCCUUCCUAUUACUUGUUCACAAAAGACGAUCAUGUCUCGCACCUCCCGUCCGAAGGAAUUCCUUCCUAUUACUUGUUCAAAAGACGAUCAUGUCUCGCACCUCCCGUCUGUGGAAUUCCUUCCCUAUUACUUGUUCACAAAGACGAUCAUGUCUCGCACCUCCGUCCGAGGAAUUCCCUUCCUAUUACUUGUUCAAAAAGACGAUCAUGUCUUCCGUCUGUGGAAUUCCUCCCGUCUGUCGGAAUUCCUUCCCCUAUUACUUGUUCACAAAAAGACGAUCAUGUCUCACCCUCCCGUCUGAGGAAUUCCUUCCUAUUACUUGUUCACAAAAAGACGAUCAUGUCUCGCACCUCCGUCCGAGGAAUUCCUUCCUUUACUUGUUCACAAAAGACGAUCAUGUCUCGCACCUCCGUCUGUGGAAUUCCUUCCUAUUACUUGUUCACAAAAAGACGAUCAUGUCUCGCACCUCCCGUCUGUGGAAUUCCCUUCCUAUUACUUGUUCACAAAAAAGACGAUCAUGUCUCUCCCGUCUGAGGGAAUUCCUUCCUUGUUCACAAAAGACGAUCAUGUCUCGCACCUCCCGUCCGGGAAUUCCUUCCUAUUACUUGUUCACAAAAGACGAUCAUGUCUCUCGCACCUCCCGUCUGUGGAAUUCCUUCCUAUUACUUGUUCACAAAGACGAUCAUGUCUCGCACCUCCCGUCCGGGGAAUUCCUUCCUAUUACUUGUUCACAAAAGACGAUCAUGUCUCGCACCUCCCGUCUGAGGAAUUCCUUCGUAUUACUUGUUCACAAAGACGAUCACGUCUCGCACCUCCGUCCGAGGAAUUCCUUCCUAUUACUUGUUCACAAAAGACGAUCAUGUCUCGCACCUCCCGUCCUGGAAUUCCUUCGUAUUACUUGUUCACAAAAGACGAUCAUGUCUCGCACCUCCCGUCCGGGGAAUUCCCUUCCUAUUACUUGUUCUGAAAAGACGAUCAUGUCUCGCACCUCCCGUCCGUGGAAUUCCCCUUCCCCGUAUUACUUGUUCACAAAAAGACGAUCAUGUCUCGCACCUCCCGUCCGAGGAAUUCCCUUCGUAUUACUUGUUCACAAAAAGACGAUCAUGUCUCUCGCACCUCCCGUCUGUGGAAUUCCCUUCCUAUUACUUGUUCACAAAAGACGAUCAUGUCUCGCACCUCCCGUCCGAGGAAUUCCUUCCUCAAAAAGACGAUCAUGUCUCGCACCUCCUGUCCGAGGAAUUCCUUCCUAUUACUUGUUCACAAAGACGAUCAUGUCUCUCGCACCUCCGUCCGGGGAAUUCCUUCCUAUUACUUACGAUCAUGUCUCGCACCUCCCCCGUCUGUGGAAUUCCUUCCCGUCCGAGGAAUUCUAUUACUUGUUCACAAAGACGAUCAUGUCUCUCGCACCUCCCGUCCGAGGAAUUCCUUCGUAUUACUUGUUCACAAAAAAGACGAUCAUGUCUCGCACCUCCCACGAUCAUGUCUCGCACCUCCGUCCGAGGAAUUCCCUUCGUAUUACUUGUUCACAAAAGACGAUCAUGUCUCGCACCUCCCGUCCGAGGAAUUCCCUUCCUAUUACUUGUUCACAAAGACGAUCAUGUCUCGCACCUCCCCGUCCCUUCGUAUUAUUUGUUCACAAAAGACGAUCAUGUCUCGCAUCUCCGGGAAUUCCUUCCUAUUACUUGUUCACAAAGAAUUCCCCUGUUCCUAUUACUUGUUCACAAAAGACGAUCAUGUCUCGCACCUCCCGUCCGAGGAAUUCCCUUCGUAUUACUUGUUCACAAAAGACGAUCAUGUCUCGCACCUCCCGUCCGAGGAAUUCCUUCCUAUUACUUGUUCACAAAGACGAUCAUGUCUCGCACCUCCCCGUCCGAGGAAUUCCUCCUAUCUUGUUCACAAAAGGAAUUCCUUCCUAUUACUUCCUAUUACUUGUUCACAAAGACGAUCAUGUCUCGCACCUCCCGUCUGAGGAAUUCCUUCGUAUUACUUGUUCACAAAAGACGAUCAUGUCUCGCACCUCCCGUCCGAGGAAUUCCUUCGUAUUACUUGUUCACAAAAGACGAUCAUGUCUCACCUCCCGUCCGAGGAAUUCCUUCCUAUUACUUGUUCACAAAAGAGACGAUCAUGUCUCGUUCACCUCCUGUCCGUCCGGAAUUCCCUUCCUAUUACUUGUUCACAAAAGACGAUCAUGUCUCGCACCUCCCGUCUGA
This is a messenger RNA of Acanthosepion pharaonis, 4056 nucleotides long. The record is from the annotation of a GenBank genome assembly. Lineage: Eukaryota; Metazoa; Mollusca; Cephalopoda; Sepiida; Sepiidae.